Aspergillus alliaceus is the source of this 754-nucleotide messenger RNA. RefSeq names its product proteasome regulatory particle lid subunit RPN5. The record is from RefSeq and is a predicted model, not a curated record. Lineage: Eukaryota; Fungi; Ascomycota; Eurotiomycetes; Eurotiales; Aspergillaceae. The transcript has a single exon. The coding region runs from base 106 to 609 and encodes 167 amino acids. Gene Ontology annotation, cellular component: nuclear proteasome complex; cytoplasm; proteasome regulatory particle, lid subcomplex.
CACAACUAGGUACUUGCUCGUAUUGUGUUUUAUAUUAUCCUGUCUCCGUAUGAUAAUGAACAGUCAGAUCUGUUGCACCGCAUCCAAUCGGACUCACGACUCUCCAUGGUCCCCGUGGAAUCCCGACUUCUGAAGUUUUUCACCAUCCACGAACUCAUGCGCUGGCCGGUAAUUGGACAGCAAUUUGGCCCUCAUCUUUGCAACACCGAUGUGUUUAGCCCCAAACCCAGCCAGUCUGCAGAGGACCAGCCAUUCAAACGGUGGCAAGAUCUUCGGAAGCGGGUUAUUGAACACAACGUUCGUGUCGUGGCCAAAUAUUACACUCGCAUCCAGAUGGGCCGGUUGACUCAGCUUUUGGACCUGACCGAGGAAGAGACGGAAAAAUAUAUCAGUGAACUGGUUACAUCGAAGACGAUCUAUGCGAAGAUCGAUCGUCCCGCGCGGCUCGUCAACUUUGCCAAGCCGCGCGAUGCCGACGAUGUGCUGAACGAAUGGAGCAGCGACAUGAAGAGCCUCCUGGGGCUCUUGGAGCGCAUCGACCAUUUGAUCACCAAAGAAGAAAUGAUGGCCCGCAUCCUGCCUACUCGGGAGAAGGGCAAGGCCCGCUAAAUGAGCCGAUUGAAGAUGUGGACAGCGAUUAUGAAUCGGCGCUGAAUGCACGGCGUGUAAAACUACGAGAUAGUAUCUAGAAAUGGAUUAAUGCUUUUGCAUGCUAUAUACAUACAUGGCAUCGCUCUAUGUAUCAUCAAAUGGU